AUGGGUCCAGGCGGAGGGCCAGGCGGCGGAGGGCCGGGUGGUGGCGGUGGCGGGGGCUGGGGACCCGGCGGCGGGGGGCCGGGGGGCUGGGGACCAGGCGGCGGUGGCGGAUGGGCGCCGAUCCCCGGAGGACCGCCGGGGAUGGGCGGCGGGUGGUGGGGAGGCCCAGGCUACUUCGGUGGCUGCAUUCCCAACUGGUAAGUUAGAAUCAGCUAUAUAUACCUCGCGGGUAUAUCGUAUAUUUUUACUUUAUUUUUCUAAUUUCAUCUGUUGAACUGGCAGAUACCACCUUUUUGGAAUCUUACCAUAAUAAGACGCUGAUAACCGCCUGACAUUUAAAGAUUUUCUAAUUUUCAUUUCCACAUUUUCAGUUCAAGCGAAAAAACAACCAGUACCCAUGAAAAUUUAGGAAAUUUGACAUUUUUUUCGAAAUCCAUGUUAUCCUCGUCAAUUUGCAAUAUAUAAUUUAUUUAUUUUUGUGGCUCACUGAAUCACAGAUUUACUUUUAUUUAAAUAAAAAAAUGAACAUUCCUCAAAUAUAUUAUAUAAUUUAUUAAACAUGCUGAUAUGUAGAAUUUAAUUUAUCUACUGCAUAGAUAUUAUCUUUUGGCAGUAAUAAUACGACGGGUGAUAAUUAUCUAAUUAUUGUGUUUCGUUUGUGGCUGAUUGUGGGCAGCUUGUACUUCCUGUGCUGCUGUUUCCUCAUCCAAGACUGCUGUGGGCCACUCUUCGGCGGCCCACCGGGCCCACCGGGCCCACCAGGGCCUUUCUGA
This is a messenger RNA of Spirodela intermedia, 773 nucleotides long. The record is from the annotation of a GenBank genome assembly. Lineage: Eukaryota; Viridiplantae; Streptophyta; Magnoliopsida; Alismatales; Araceae.